Molecule: messenger RNA, 450 nt
Organism: Dibothriocephalus latus
Lineage: Eukaryota; Metazoa; Platyhelminthes; Cestoda; Diphyllobothriidea; Diphyllobothriidae
Source: the annotation of a GenBank genome assembly
AUGACCCCACUAAUUGCCUGUCCUGUCAUUGAAUUAACACGAUACUCUAACAGGGUUACCAACUGGUUCAAUAACCAGUUCAUGCUGCAGUGGCCUAACCUCAAUCCCCUGGCGUUGCUUCGCGAGUUACAAUCCAAGUAUGAAAAUCAAUCGCGACCCGAGGUGGAGGCGUUGGUGGACCUCCUGCUUAGGGCUGGUGUCGACCAAGGCUACCUUACUCGCCCCUGUUUGGAUCCCACGGACCUUUCCUGUCCGAAACAGGCUCCCAAUCAUCGCGACUCGCCUCCAGACGUGGCCAGAAUCCUGUCUGCAGGCUGUCCGGGCUUCGCUUCGAACAUUCUUCACUGGCCCAGAGACAUAAUUGUUGGGGGGCGCCGUUGUUCCUCAACGCAACAUGCUGCCAACGAGAACUUUACUGUCCCCUGCUCUGAUAUGCAGCCUGAAGAGAGC